AUGCGUCCAAAACAGGCUAAGCCCAAGCACAUAAGGAGAAAAAACAAGUUAUAUUCACCCAGUGCUGCAUAUAAACUGGUAAAGAAAGAUGAUGUUUCAGUCAGGAAGGCAGCAGCCCUCACCAGAGUGCCUGAAUCUACUCUUAGAAAUAGAACUUUAGGGACUGUGCAUCCAGAUACCACUUCUGCUGGAACUGCACCUCUAUUUGAUCAAUUUCAAGAAGUUAAACCUGUAAAUCACUUUAAAAAGAUGGCUGCAUUUGGAUAUGGGUACACCAGACAAGAGUGUGUGGACAUUGCAAGUGAUUUUGCUGUACAGUUGGGUAAACGGCGUAAAGAUAAACCAUUGACAAUGAAAUGGAUGCGUGGUUUUUUAAAGCGUUGGCCCGAACUGAAAGUACUUAAGUCAAAGGGUCUUGAAUUUUCUAGGGCCAAAAUGGCCUCAAAAGAAGUAGUUUUCAACUAUUUUUCUAACCUGAAAUCUACCUUGGAAAAACACAAUUUGGCUAACAAACCCCACCUGAUUUUCAAUGUCGGCGAAAAGGGCAUUUCUGUGGAACAUAAACCACCUUACAUUGUUGCUGGCUCUUCUUAUACUCCAUCAGCUGUCACUUCUGGUAAAGGAAAGACUGUCACCAUUUUGGGUUGUGGGAGUGCUGCAGGACAAGAUAUCCCGCCUUACUUGGUCUUCCCCGGACAGCGCAUGAGAGAAGAACUGUUACACGGAGCUUCUCCUGGAGCUGAUGGCACCAUCAGUGAAUCUGGGUGGUCAAAUACAUCCAUUUUCAGACACUACAUUGAAAAUCAUUUCUUGAAAUUUGCUCCUGGUCAUAAUGGACAGAAGAUUCUUCUUAUACUUGAUGGCCACAAGUCUCAUGUCAGUGUUGGUUUGUCUGAAUGGGCUCUUCAGUAUGGAAUCAUCAUCUUCAUUCUUCCUCCCCACUGCAGCCACAUUUUACAACCAAUGGAUGUUGGAUGUUUUGGACCCUUUCAAAGAAUUUAUGAUGCACAAUGCCACAAACUAAUCAGACAGUCAUCAACAAUCAUUACUCGAUACAAUAUCUGUGAAGUUGUUUGUCAGGUGUACACUAAAGCCCUCUCAUCUGAAAACAUUCAGUCAUCUUUUCGCCGCUCUGGUAUCUACCCUUUCAAUGUUGAUGCAGUCCCAAAGGAGAAGCUCUUGCCAGCUGAAGUUUUUCAGAGUGAGAGUACUGACACAAUAAAUGAUGCUGACAGUCAAGAAACAGUGGAAGGUGGAAUUAUGGUUGAUCAGUUGAGAACUGAAGAGGACACUAUUAGAGACCUAUUUGAAAAGAAAGAAAAUGAUCUGAAGAAGGUUAAAAGUGAACAUAAAAGCAAACAAAGGAAAACAAUGAGUAAAAUAGUGGCUGGAAAAGAAAUUACUGAGGAAAUAGUUGCCAAGAUGACUGAACAUGAGAAGAACCAAAAGAAACCUAGCCAGAAUAAGCAUGAUAAACUGUAA
This is a messenger RNA of Mercenaria mercenaria, 1482 nucleotides long. RefSeq lists its product as uncharacterized. Lineage: Eukaryota; Metazoa; Mollusca; Bivalvia; Venerida; Veneridae. The coding region runs from base 1 to 1482 and encodes 493 amino acids. The transcript is spliced from 2 exons. Gene Ontology annotation, molecular function: DNA binding. The record is from RefSeq and is a predicted model, not a curated record. Gene Ontology annotation, cellular component: nucleus.